AUGGAGGCUUGGAAGACGAUGAACAAACUUGUAAGGUAUACAGAGGCCCUUAUUGUGGCGUUUGUCAUCAUUCUAUAUCUUUUAGGGCUCUAUGAAGCCGUUAUUGUUUCAGGCGUGUCGAUCCGGCUUUACCUGCUCAUAACUUCCUUUUACUACUAUGUAGGAUGCCUUGCAAAAUCACCUGGGCAGCUCCUCGACUUCGGAGAUGCAAAUGUAAAGGGAAUAUGCAAUAAAUGCAACAGAAUAGUGGGGACAAAAACGAUUCAUUGUGAAAUAUGCAACAAGUGUUAUCACAGAAGAGAUCACCAUUGCCCAAUAAUAGGGAGGUGUGUUGCAUCAAACAACAUCAAGGAUCUGUACUUUGCUGUGUCCUUCAUAGGGCUCCACUCACUGGCAGCAAUCCUUAAAGGCUCAAAUAGGUUUGCUUAUAUGAUGUCCAUCCACAGAUACCUGUUUGUCAUGUCGAGUGCAUUUGCAUGCUGGCUGACAUUUCUCAUUCUCACAGGUAAAACGACGAAGGAGCUGAUGAAAUUCCAGGGGAGGAUAACAGACGAGGUAAGGAUGUUUAGGCUGAAAGAAGUAUUUCGCGACGGGCUUGUAGGAACAUUAGCCCCUUAUUUGAGAUGGAAGACAUCUAUUGUCAAGUAA
Encephalitozoon hellem ATCC 50504 is the source of this 648-nucleotide messenger RNA. RefSeq lists its product as uncharacterized. Gene Ontology annotation, cellular component: Golgi apparatus; endoplasmic reticulum. The transcript has a single exon. Gene Ontology annotation, molecular function: protein-cysteine S-palmitoyltransferase activity. Bases 1 to 648 code for a protein of 215 amino acids. NCBI's taxonomy places the organism in Eukaryota, Fungi, Microsporidia, Unikaryonidae. The record is from RefSeq and is a predicted model, not a curated record. Gene Ontology annotation, biological process: peptidyl-L-cysteine S-palmitoylation; protein targeting to membrane.